CUUCUCCGCCCACCGCCUCACCUCACCUCCAAGCGUGACCCUUGGGUCUCUUUCUCGCACACUUUCUUCUGGCCAUGUUCGUCGUUGAGCAUUGAAAAGAGGGUCUUGAGAGAGUCCCUCCUCAACGGCGAUGUCAUUUUUCGCCGAACCGGUCACCAACCCUGAGAACUCGUCGGUUGUCGGAAGUUGGAACUCGGAGGUAGUGAGAGUGGGCUUGGAUUGAGAGAGAGAUAAAGCGUGGGACGUUGGGUGUCAGAUUGCUGAGAGUGGGGACCCUAGAGGGGUGAGUGCUGAGCCAAGGCUUGAAGGUUUGGAAUGCGGGGAGAGUGGUGAAGAGAGGGCGAGAGUUGUGGAAUUUGGUGGGAGAAGUGUAGUGUCGGAGUUCGCUUCGCUGGGACGUCUUCUGGGCCCUAGAUUUGCGUGAGCGCAGAUGUUGUGGCUGCGAGAAAGUGAUUGAGUUUGUUUUUAUUGUUUAUUAACUCAUUUAUUUUAUUUCUCUUGUAGAAGUUGAAGUAGCGCACGUCUAGAUUCAUUUUAUUCAAACGUAACACUGUUAGGACCAGUAAUUGUUGAUUUUAGCAGUAGACGGAAUGUUCGAAGAUCCGUUGUUGGCAUAGAGGGAGUUGAUUCGGUAUUCCGGAAGAAUCGUAGUAAUCAACAUGUGUCAGAGAAAGGGCAAGGAACCUUACAAAGCUGCAAAUCGGCUCGUCGGCACAGUUGUGAAGUGACUUGAACCAGCAGCGUCAAUCGUCUACAGUAAACUGGGAAUGAAGAUUGCAUGCAGAAGACUACAAGCAACCAUGUCUGACGAUGAAUCCCUACACGUGAUUGGGAACACUUUGCAGGGAACCACCAACCAGAUAUUACGCAGCUUGCCGGACCAUCUAGCCAUGGAAUGUCUCUCCCGGGUCCCUCUCUCCACCCUUCGAAGAGUCAACAAGAUAUGGCAGAAUCUCAUCUACGAUCCUUACUUCCAGAGUCUCAGAGCGGCGAACGGAAGAUCCCAACUAGACUGGGUCUAUACAUUGGUGCAGUCGCAGGAUUUAAGCUUUAAGUGGCAAGCAUUCGACCCUCUGUCGGGUCUGUGGCAUGACUUACCUCCGACGCCCCGUCCAAUGGAGUUCCAGCUCAACAAUCCUGGCUGCAUUGGCGUCUCCUACUCCGUUCAGUGCGCCAGCUCACGUACCAAGCUCGUCAUGGUGGCGGGAUUGAAGGCGAAGCAACACGAUAAGAACAGAAUGACUAUGGAGCCAGCUCUAAGCCAUCCUUACAUAUAUGACACUCAGACGUGUCAAUGGAAGCUGGGAUACCCCUUCACUGUGCCUCGCAAGUGGUGUGUCUGCGGGGUAACUGAGGAGAAGUUGUACAUCGCUAGCGGCUCAGGUAAAGACUGGGACCGAGAGCUGUCCAAGUCGGCGGAGGUGUAUAACCUCAAGAGCGACAGUUGGAAGAAAAUUCAGAAUUUGUCCACGUCUAAGUUUAGUGGGGAAGCCAUGACAGCCGUCUCGAAUGACAACAAGCUGUACUUUGUGAGUGGGAGGGGCGUAUUCUCCAAGGAAGGGGUGGUGUAUAACAUUGCAACCGACUCGUGGUCGGAAAUGGCUCCAGGUCUGAAGAAGGGUUGGACCGGUUUGUGCGUGACCGUGAAUGGGAAAUUUUACUCGCUGGAGACUCCGGCCGGGAAGCUGAAAGUGCACGUGCCGGAGAAGGAUUGCUGGGACGUGAUCAUGGAGGAUUCGAGGUUGGGGGACGUGGAAGUGUUAGUUAGCACGAAGGACAAGAUUGUUGGUAUUGAAGGGCCAGGGAAGAGUGUGCAGCCAAGUGACAGGAGCAUCUUGCGAGUGAUUGACAUUGCCUGCGAGACGCCGCGGAUUUUCGACAUUCCAAUGCACCAGGGGAAGAUCGUUUCAGUGCAAGUGCUGGCGCCAAUGAGUCGCCGGUUGUAAAGAUCAGGAAUAUGGGACUCGUUCUUUGCUAAAUCAUGUCGGCGUUGACAAUACGCUUGCUUGGUACAGGCGUCCCCUCAAAGACUCGAAAAGCUAUAUUUGUGCAUCGAUGCCAUCAGUUACGGCUUCAAUUUACUCUUGAGAGGUAUCUUACGAUGGAGCUGCAUCGAAACUGAGCCGAUUACCGCACUCACUCCGUCUGAGAAACGAUUGCCUCCUACCAUGAACGUGCAGGUAGCUGCACAGGGCGAUGUAACUAAUCAUCUUGCUCAUGAGCGUAUCUUGUCAGUUAUUCUUUACAAUCUUGAGUUAGACUGGUAGAUGCUGAUGUAGUGAUUGUGGAGACGUUGUAGGUUUUAGAGCCUUCCACGAUUUAAAGGAAUGUACAUUAGAACCUGUAAAUUAGUGACCAGCCUAGAGGCCUCGCACACUGCCCAUUCAAUCUGAAUGAAAUGUUUUCACAACAAGAAGAUAUGUAUUCUCAGAGUUACCGUCUCCUUGUACAGCUUGUGCUGGGUACGGUGCUCGGGAGAUUUGUCAGUAGCUGUAUGCUUCUUUACACCUCUUGCCCGAUUCUCUACUUAUCAACA
Molecule: messenger RNA, 2536 nt
Organism: Physcomitrium patens
Lineage: Eukaryota; Viridiplantae; Streptophyta; Bryopsida; Funariales; Funariaceae
Product: F-box/kelch-repeat protein SKIP25
Molecular function (GO): protein binding
Source: RefSeq, a predicted model, not a curated record